Messenger RNA from Phaeoacremonium minimum UCRPA7, 1524 nucleotides. Its product is annotated as putative fad binding domain-containing protein. Gene Ontology annotation, molecular function: FAD binding. NCBI's taxonomy places the organism in Eukaryota, Fungi, Ascomycota, Sordariomycetes, Togniniales, Togniniaceae. The coding region runs from base 1 to 1524 and encodes 507 amino acids. The record is from RefSeq and is a predicted model, not a curated record. The transcript is spliced from 3 exons.
AUGGCUGGUGUACCAAUUUCGAACCUAUCCGCAGAGCUCGGUCCCAACUCGGAACUGGGCAAGGCGCUGACAGCAGCUCUGCCCGGCAGGGUCUCACUUCCGGGAAGCGAUCAGUUCAAUGCCAGCAAUGGGUCAUACUAUUCGGCAUUUGAAAACGAGAUUGUUCCAGCGGCCAUUGCGCACCCAACCAGCGUGGCCGAGGUUGCGACUCUGAUCAAGACUCUCAAGCCGCUCCUUCUGGGACAGCCAAGUGGCUCACCGAAGCUUGCGAUUCGUGGGGCGGGCCAUGCGCCGCAUCCUGGGGCGGCCAACGCCCAGGAUGGAGUGACGGUAGAUAUGCGCGGGCUGAAGGGUAUCAAGCUCAGCCAUGACAAGACGGCCGUCAGCAUCGCGGCGGGCGAAACUUGGGAUAAAGUAUACGAAGCUCUAGCUCCGGAGGGACUGACGGUAGCUGGCGGAAGGGUUACUGCUGUUGGAGUGACGGGAUUUCUUCUUGGAGGCGGGCUGUCGUAUUUCUCGACCGUCCGCGGCUUCGGCGUCGACAACGUAACCAACUUCGAGCUGGUCCUCGCCUCAGGGGAGGUCGUUCAGGCCAAUGCCUCCAUCAACCCGGACCUCUAUCGGGCAGUGCAGGGCGGCUCGAACAACUUUGGCAUCGUUACGCGCUUCGACAUGGCCGUGUUCCCACGGACGGAGACAAUGUGGGGAGGCCUGUUGUACGCGACAAUCGACAACCUCACAAAGAGCCACCAGGCGCUGUAUGACUUCGCCACAGCUGAGGGCGACGCUGUCGAUGAGAAUGCGCACAUCCAGGUGAUAGCGGCGUACAUAACGGCGAACAACAUGGGUUUUGACGUGGUCGGUGCGAAUCUGUACCACACAGAGGGCGUUGCGAAUCCGCCGUGCUUCAAAGGGCUACUGGAGAUGGAGGGCAGGAUCGAGCAGUUCACUACGCUGAGGCAAGACACGCAUCUUGGCUUCUGUCAGGAGCAGGCAAUGCUGAACUCUGCGGGGAAGAGACAAUUCUUUAUCACAUCGACGAUCAAGCCGUCACUCGAGCUCUUCAACGCAGUGUACGAGCGCUUCCACGCCGAUGCACUCGCCCUGAAGGAUUCUGUGGCCGGGAUCGUGCUGGCACUUGUCCUUCAGCCCCUGACGAAGACUAUGCUGCUCAACUCGUGCCGCCAGCGGCAGGCGGAUGACACUGGCUACAACAGUCAGGGGCUCAGAGUAGAGGAUGGCCCGUUAAUUGUCGUGCUUGUCUCUUCCACUUGGGCAAAGCCAUCCGAUGAUGACACUGUUAUAAAGAUGGUGGAGAAGAUGAAUGCUGAUAUCCAGGCGCUGGCGCAGGAGAGGAGAAUGGGUCACAGAUAUAUCUUCCCGAAUUAUGCUUGGACGGGGCAAAAUGUUAUGCAGGGCUACGGUGAGGAGAGGCUGGCAGAGUUGAAGAGCGCGAGUGAAAAAUGGGACCCAGAGCGUUUCUUCCAGACGGUAGUUACUGGAGGCUUCAAGCUCGGCGAGUGA